AUGUAUACUACCCACGCGAAUCAAGUACAUACAUUACAUGCAAAAGAAGACACUCCGCCACAACUGCAAAGCAUAUCGGUUGAUUGGAUUGGGUCCAAUUUAUACUGGACAUCCGGGAAAGAUGAAACUGCAUCUAUUAAAGUGUCAACACUGGAAGGAGAGCACGUGACUACAUUGAUUUCACAAGAUAUACGCGAACCAAAGGCGAUUGCCGUCCAUGCAACUUCAAUGUAUUUAUUCUGGAGUGACAAAGGAGACAGUCCCCGCAUAGAGCGAUCAGACCUUCGCGGAAGAUAUCGCAAAGUACUCGUAACUGAAAAUAUAGAAGAUCCAGUACAGUUUGCGAUUGAUUUUAACAGAGACAGACUUUAUUGGGGGGAUGAUGGAACCAAGCAAAUCGUUUCAGUUGAUUUUGAUGGCUACGACAGAACAUUGUUUCGAAUGUUUGUACACGACAGCGACGUACGCUUUACUGGACUGACCAUAUUUCAGGAUUUUAUGUUUGUCGCAAGGUAUUCGGAAGUAAGCAUUACUAUCUAUGAGAUUGAAAGUAGACAACGUGUUAGAGUAAUACUACCACCAACGAAACCGACAACACUCAAAUUCUUCCACUCGAGCUUACAACCUCUGGAUAUUGGACCGUGUGAUACAUAUAUUUUUUGUGAUGAGAUCUGCGUCAACACAAGGUACGGUGCUGAGUGUCUGUGCUCGGAAGAUAGCCGUGGAUGUCAAACAGUAUAUAGGUGCCCUCUAACGUUUGCGAAUGGUAGCGUCACAGAUGGAUGUGACAACAGGGACGGUAAUAGUUGCCAGUAUAGUUGCGAAAAGGGUUAUUUUCCAACAACCAACCAACCGAUCGUGUGCCAAGAAAAUGGAGAAUGGGAAAUACCAGCCAGUUCACUUUGUACUCCAGAUGGCAAAUGUCCGCGUGACUUUGCGCAUGGCAGUGUGACCGAAUCUUGUAACAAUAUGAUAUACAACACCUGUAUGUACACAUGUGAAGAUGGCUUCCUGCCCGCAACUACAAGUGCAAUCACGUGUCAAGAAAGUGGGGUAUGGGACGGUGAUAAUGAUAACAUUUGCGUUUCAAGUACUAAUGGCAAUGAUAUACCUGUCGGCCCCGUGUUACUUGUAGCAGAUCAUCUCACCACUGACAUGCCCAGACUAACCGAUGCCGACUCACGGGUGAUAUAUUAUAAUUAUUCCGGGCAAGCUCUCUAUGAUCAUGCACGGAGCAACGGUCCUGAUGUACCAUAUGCAACACUUCAUCGGGAAGUUCUGUACGAAUCCGAGAAGAUGGUGCUGAGCUUUGACUAUCAAGAGUCUAUUUUGUUCUGGAGUGAUCCGGGACAUAAGGUUAUCUACAAGGCGCAAUUGAAAGACGACGAACGAUCACUCGUCUACACCGGCACGUCAUCCACCGUGGAAGGUAUAACAGUAGAUUGGUUGACUAAACAUAUCUACUGGACAGACGCUCAAUAUAACUGGAUCAAAAUAGCCAACUAUGACGGAACAAAUCAUCGAACUAUUAUCACUACUGGUCUGGAUCAACCAGCUGGUAUUGUUUGUGAUCCCAUCAAAGGGUAUCUUUACUGGUGCGACUGGGGCGAUGACAACAAAAUUGAGCAAUCCACGUUAUCUGGGGAAGGUAGAAUCGUAUUGGUCGCAGAGGCGGACGUCGGAAGUGACAUGUUGGGAACUCCGGUCGGAUUGACACUCGAUAUGCGUAGCAAUGUGUUGUAUUGGUCGGACGAGAAGAACAAGAAAAUCAUGCGACUCACACUGAACGCGGGCACGUUGACUCCACAGGUGGUUGUUAACGAGCCAGAUACUUUUGGCCAGAUAUUUAGCCUGGAUAUCGACUAUAAUUUCGGUUUUUUUGCAAGUGACCGAGAACACGACUUGGUCCACCUAGUGCCAUUCGAUACGAGUAAGGAUGUCCUUCAAGUCAGUACCAGCUACGACCCCAAUGGACUUGUUUACUUUGAUGAGGCGAGGCAACCAAUAGAAGACUUUGCGUGUAGCAGUUCCCCUUGCUCCCAUAUAUGUGUUGGUGAUCCAAAUGGAUACAAAUGUCUGUGUAACCAUGGUUACAAGUUGAAAAGUGACAGACGUAGGUGCGAGGAAGAUGAGUCUAUUAUACUCGACCAUGAGCUGGUGUUCUCCGCAGAGGGCGGUUACUUGUGCCAGAUCCCCGCCAAUAUAGGGCAUGAACACUUACCAGAGACAUUCACGGUAUCAUGUUUUACCGACUUCACUGUGAACACCUUGGACUUCGACGUGUAUGCAGAAUAUAUAUUUGUACAUUCGGAAGAGCAUGGAGGUAUUCAACGAGCGCGGCUGAGAUAUGAUAAUAAUCACUGGCAGGAUAUCAUACUGGGAGGACAGGUAUCCGAUCUAUCAGUUGACUGGAUUGGAUCAAAUUUAUACUGGACGUUGAUCACCGACACACAAUCUUCUAUUAACGUAGCCACACUGCUUGGAGACCACGUGGCUACCUUGGUGUCACAAGAUACACCAGAGGCAAAGGCAAUAGCAGUCCAUGCAACAAAAAUGUAUCUAUUUUGGAGUAACAGCGGUGAAUAUCCCCUGAUUGAGCGAUCCGAUCUACACGGAAGGCAUCGAAUAGUGAUCGCUUCUGAGGGGAUAGUUAAUCCAACACAGCUUGCUAUUGACUUUAACAAGGACAGAAUAUACUGGGCAGAUGAUGGAGAAAAGAAAAUUAUAUCAGUUGACUUUGAUGGAAAUAAUAGAGAAAAUUUUAUUUUUUAUACGUCUGAGGAUAAAACAGAAUUCUCAGGACUGACAAUAUUUCAGGACUUCCUAUUUGUUGCGAGGUACGACGCCAAGAAAAUUAGCAUAUAUGAAAUUGGAAGUCAUGAUCACAUCCGAUCAAUUUAUGUUGAAUCGAAGAUAACAGCACUUACAUUCUUUCACAAAAGCAUACAACCCUUGUCCAACGCGCCAUGCGAUUUGUAUGGUACAUGUGGAGGUAUUUGUAUAAACACAAUUCAUGGUACUGAAUGUCUAUGUUCCGAAGAUAUCCCUGAAUGUCUAACAGUUUAUAGGUGUCCCCUAACGUUUAAUGGUGGUAGUGUACUAGGUGCAUGUGACAACAGAGACGGUAAUAGUUGCAUAUACAGCUGUGACGCGGGUUAUUUUGCAACAACCAAACAAUCUGUUAUGUGCCAAGAAAAUGGUGAAUGGAAUAUACCUACCGAAUCACUUUGUAAUCGAGACGGUACGUGUCCCACCGUAUUUGCACAUGGUAGUGUGAAGCAGCCUUGUAGUAAUACACAGGGUUCUAAGUGUGCUAUUACAUGUGAUGAAGGAUAUGUGUCCCAAACUACAGAUGAGGUUGUCUGUGAGAAAAACGCGGUUUGGGGUACAGACAAUGACAAACUUUGCAUUUCAGAUAUCGAUCCAUGUGUGUUACUUCCGUGUCAACAUGAUGGUGCUUGCAGAAACGAUGGUAACACAUACGUAUGUACGUGUGCUACAGGUUGGGAGGGACCCGACUGCGAAAUAGCUUCAGAUGACGGCAACUCCGAUAAGCAUACUUCCAACCAUGCGAAAGGCCCGAAUAUCCUUGCUAUCGUGCUGCCCACAGUAGGUGUGGUCGUUAUUGUAUGUGUUAUUCUACUUACGGCAUUUAUCUGCAGGAGACGCUUCAGGAAAAAUCCAGACAUGAAUCCACAAAUCGUCUUUAGUAAUGCAGACAUACCGACAGACGUAGAAGGUGCAGUGACAGGUAUCCCAAAUCCAUUGUUUCCAAAUAACCCAGCCUUGAACAAUGCAAACGCAGCUAUCGGUAUAGACAAUCCAUUAUACGACAAUGUGAACUUAACACCUGCAAAUGUUGAUCCAUUUGACUCUGGAGUAGCUUCUGGCGAAACCGUGGACCCCACGAAUGUCAAGAUCCCGCCUGAAGACGAUGCCCUAGCAGCGCGUUUCGUUGACAUGCCGACUGGGGGCGUUACAAACAGAAACUACGAAGAGUUACAACCACAACCAAAAAUAGAUAACGUAGAGAAACAGCUAAAUGUAUUGCAAUUGAAGGAUGAGGCAGAUGCUUGAAGGAUUCGUUCGUCGUAUAACUGUGGCUUUAUGUUGGAGUUGAACUGUGUGAUAAUUAUAAGACUGGAAAGUCUGAAACCAGUCGCAAACACUUGCAGUCUUCAUCUGAUAUUCUUUAUUGCUGAAAUAAAACAGCGUGUCAUUGUCACCGGAAUAUCGCUAAUUCUACUUCACGUGUACCAGAUCCUGUCCCUCGAAAUAUUCUAGUCAACCCUUCCCCAGAAAUGAACUAUCGCCCUUUUAGACUAACUGUUUCUUCUGUUGUGCUUUCAUUUUUUUCAUCUUGCAUUCUUCGAUUAUUCUUAUCAAGUCACAUGUUUUCCAUCGUUGUCUUCACUCUAGCUGUUUUUGUUUUUUUUUAUUUCUGCUAUUUAUGUUAAUUUGAUCAAUUGUAUAAUUGUAUCGCAUUUGUAGUUAUUUCACACUCGAGCUUGUACCUGUAAUUUGAUUCAUGGGAUAUAUAUCGACUGGAAUCUGUUGUGAUUGUUUUUUAAUUUUUUCAUAAUAUACCACAACGAAUCAUUAUCCAACCCACAAUUACCAAGAUGAUAUAUUACGCAGAUUACACUAAGUUGGUUUAUACAUAUUUGUACGGAGUGAUUUUUUAUGCUAUAGAUUGACAGUUUUUUAAAGUAUUAUCCAUGGAACAUAAGUUGGUUGAGAACAAGGCAGUUUAUAAACUACCUGCGCAAUUGUAUAGCAUGCAUUUCCAAGAAACAUGCACUGAACAUAUAGUUUCCUCAAAUAUCUUAUGUCAUUGAACACAAAAAUAAUUUCAAAUAAACAAUGUGUUGAAACCAUACCGUAACCUUAACACUAACAAGGACACAUGUAGAAUAUUGAACAUGCUCCAAAGUGGUACAUAUUUUUAAUAUCAUUCUUACUAUUCAAGUAAACAGUAUUAUUCAGAAAAAAAAUACUCCGAUGAAUCAUAUUUAGGUAUUCAUACAAAUCCAUAUCAAGAAAUAUUUUAUUUUGUUUAUUAUUUUAUUUUCUAUUUUUUUCUAUUUCAUCGAUUGCUACUUAACUUUCUUAGUACAAAUGUACUAUUCAGUUUGUCUCAUUCCUUGCAAUAGUAAUUCGAGUAUAUUGAACUUCAGCCGCUUACAAUCGUACAUUCCACAUUACACAUUCCACCAACUCGCCAUCAUUGGAUUGGUGGAUUUUAAGUACGGAAAUCAUUUACAUAUGUUGGUUGAAUCAUACCUUUUAUGGCACGAAACUUUACGUUAAUUACAUUGACUAUUUUGUAAUCAAAGAAAUUAACAUGUA
This is a messenger RNA of Saccoglossus kowalevskii, 5349 nucleotides long. RefSeq names its product low-density lipoprotein receptor-related protein 5-like. The record is from RefSeq and is a predicted model, not a curated record. Gene Ontology annotation, biological process: canonical Wnt signaling pathway. Gene Ontology annotation, molecular function: Wnt receptor activity; calcium ion binding; Wnt-protein binding. Gene Ontology annotation, cellular component: plasma membrane. Lineage: Eukaryota; Metazoa; Hemichordata; Enteropneusta; Harrimaniidae.